AUUUCAAACCUAACAUGGCAAUAUAGGUGGAGCUUGUUCCAAAAAAGGUGACGGAGGCGGAGCCUAUUCUCAAGCGUUAGCCCACCAUCAGCCUGCAUGUUUGUGAAUGGCGGCGUUACGCGAGAAGGCAGGAAUGCUGGCGGCUGUGUUUGCCCCUGUCUCCCGGUGAACCACGCUAAACAACCACGCCUCUACUGACUCACAACCUCCAACGCACAAGUACACGGCACAAGAUGGCGCCGUGGUGUGAGUUAAUCGCAUAGAGACGCAGCGUCAAAAAAGGUGCGAUGUUGAAGAAAAUGACCGCUAUCUGAGAGACGCCGUUUAGCCUUUGGAAAAUUUCCCGAACGUUUUUGCCAUCUGAGAAGUUUAAAAGAUGGUUCCCUAUCUACGCGGACUGCCUCACGUCUUUCUCAUCUUGUGGAUAUUCGGCUGGGCCGGUGGACAGAGCACUAUUUCCUCAGAUGCUGGUGUGAGCUCAACCUUGGUGGCUGGCCCAUCAAGCUCCACUCCCGUGGCUGAUUCAACCCUGCAGCCCUCGCCAAGUAGUCUAGGUGGCGCUUCUCUUAGUUUUAGUGUGACACCAGUUGUACAGUCUUCUUCAACAGUUCAGACUGCUUCAGACAGCCAAACUGCCUCAGCAUCAUCUAGCAGUGCUUUACUUACAAGUUUUCCUAGGAGUGCUUUGUCGCCUACUAGUACCAUUGCACCAACUAAAAGCAAUGUAGACUUGUCUGCCCUUUUGUCAAGCAGUUUAGACCAUGCUAGUACCAAGAUGACAACAACAGUAUCCAGUAUGUCGGGCACAACACAGAUGCUGGACCCGUCUCCAACUAUUACAGUUUUAAAAAUAUCAACAGUAACCGCUACACCAUCUUUGUCAUCAGAUCUGAAACAAACAACAAGUAUGUUGUUGCCAAGUUUGACUUUGAGUAGCAGUAUUUCGUCAUCCAGAACUCUAACCAUUGUGCCAUCCUCUCCGUCAGAACUGUCCACACAAUCGCCACCGACAUCAGCCCUGAGCAUGAACGCUACCGUGAGCCCGCAGGAUACGGUAAGCCCGAGUGUGGCGUUGGUUUCCACUGUUUCUCAAAGUGUGAGUUUUACUGCAGUGCCGUCCAGCCAUGUUGAGUUGAGCUCUAGUUUGGAGCCAACAAAGACUUCUGCAACUUUAAGCAGUGUGUUGAGCUUUUCAUCAUCAGUUGCGUUGUCAGCUGCUAACACAAGUUCAAGUGUGCCGUCUGUGUUUGAGAGUGUUCAACCAUCAAGCAGUUUUGUGUCUGACUCUGUAAGCACACCUACAGCAACAGCAGUAACAAUGCCAGACAGUACUAGUGCUGCCUAUUCAAGCUCAAAAAGUUUUGCAGUGGCUUCUUCUAGUUACACACCAGUGCAGUCUGCACAGAUAACACCAACUCCUAAUUCUGUUAUGAACUCUUUGUCCACUUCGUCACUGAAUGAAGCAACAGUGCAGACAACUACAGGUCCAUCAUCUUCAGUAACUGACUCUAACAUUACCAGUUUCUUGCCAAGUGCAACAUCAGUACAGUCGACAAAAAGCUUGCUGGAUUCUUCGAUUUCCGCCAGUGUUUCCCCCACUUUGGAACCAAGCAGUAUGGCAGUACAGUCUACUAAGAUGCUAUCCCUCUCAACAUCUUCGCCAUUUGAGAUAAUGCCAAGUCCAACAAUAUCAGGCUCGCAUGAUGUUGUUAUGCCCACUACAAUCCUAACAAGUCCGUCCACAAGCACAGCAGCAAGUUCAGCAGAAGUGGCCACUCCAGUUUCAAUGAGUGCAGUUUCAGCUGCAUCCAUUUCAAGCUCGUACAACCUAACCAGCACACCUGCAGCAGAAGUACUGAAUAUCUCCUCAACACCCACAAGCUCGUUUGCAGCAAUCUCGACAUCAGCAUUGACAUCCAGUGGAACCACUGUGGCACCAUCCUCAGAUAUCACAAGCCCAGCAGAAUCAGCCCAACUUUUAACUCUUACAAGCCUGCCCUUCAACACAACAGAAAUACCUGAUGUUGAGAUGACACCAUCAAUUGCUGUGACCUCGUCUCCUGGGAUAACUGCAACUGUUACAACUUCAGUUCCAGCAACAAAUCUAUCAGCAUCCGUUACACCUGUUCCAAGCCCAUCAUACAGUCCAAGCAGUGAAGCAAUGUCAAAAAUGUUUUCCUUGACCUCAUUUUCUACGAGUGAAUUAUCCCCAAGUGAAACAAGUGUAGUGAAUCCAUCAUACAUCAGCUUUACGGAAAGUUUUAUGUUGAGCCUCUCAGAGCUGUCCAUGCUAGAGACCGAGAGCUUGUAUCAAACUCCAGCCCCGUCCCCUGCUGUUACCACAGUGUUUGAGCCCGUGUCCUUGCAAACAUUGGACAUCAGCACGUCAUAUGCAUUUUCUGACUCAAGUCUGGCUCCUGACAUGACAUCCCAGGUCAUCAGUUCACCAUCAGUAACCCUGGAACCAAGUGGAUCUUCAACAACCUCUGUACCUGUUCAGUUCUCACCAACUCUCCAGUCCAGCAGCUUAAGUUCUAUUUCCAUGAGUAGUGAUGACUUUGAGGGGUCAGGGUCUGAUCUCCCCUUUCUCUCACAAACACUCCCAAUGUUGACCCAAACAGCAUCAGCAACAUCAUUACAACUGAGCCCGUCAUACAGUGUUGACUCUUUCAGUUCAACUGGACCAUCUUCAAUUAUUUCGGCAUCUUUCCUGCAGCCAUCGUACAGUCCCGAUCAGGCAACAACUUCCCUCACCCCUACAACUGCAGACACCCUGGGAUCAUCAGUCUCCCCUGCCACUGCAACCCAAGGUGUUGCCAUGACAAUGUCCUUGCAGCCUAGCCCUAGUCAAUCGUACAUCGUUGAUUCAUUCAGCCCUUCUGGAUCAUCACAGCCACUCAGUUUGACACCAUCAUAUACUCCUGAUCUUGCUUCAUUUUCAUUGCCAUUGCUAUCGACAAUGUCCCUACCAGUUCAGGAGUCGUCAUCAAUAUUUGAUGGGUCAGGAGAUGGACCAGUAACAGACUUGAUCUUCAGCUCAUCACCUAGUGUACUGAUGUCAAGCCAGACACCUUCCCCUUCCAUCAGCUUGGACUUUGUCACCUCAUCUACACCGCUGGGUACAACUAUUCAGCCCACAGCAAGUGUAUCAGCACCAACAACUGUCCAGCCUUCAGUUAGUCUGUCAGUGCAAAGUGAUUCAUCAGUCAUGACCAGCUUCACACUGGAUGCUCUAUCCAUGUUUUCCUCCAUUGAACCAACACAAACACCAGAAGGGUCAGGUGACAUGGACACAUCACAAUUCCUCCAGCUGGAAUCAACGCCCAGCAUUUCCCUCAGUUCCAUACCAGUGACAGUUUCCAGCAUUUUCCCAAUGCCAAGCUUCAGCAUGGAUUUCCCUACUUCUACAAACUUUUUUGAAUCAACACAGUUUGAGGGUUCUGGGAUGUCUAUUUCUGAAGCUUUCUCAGAAACCAUGUCAUUUACAGUUGCUACAAGUUUUGAGUCCAUGACUUCAACACCAACGAUACCACCAGUGAUGAGUUCUUCAUCUCAAGUUGGAACUCCCACAUCGGUACCAUCUCCUUCACUACAAGAGACAGUCACACCAUCUUCAUCUGUGGAAGAAUUUUCCUUACCUCCCUUCACAGCAAUGUCCAGUAUGUUCCUAGAGUCCACAUCCCUUGUACUUCUACCUUCACCAAGUUUGACAGUAGACCUGCUACCCUCCAUGAGUACUAAAGCAGUCAGCAGCUCAGUAGAGUCUGUUCUCGUCAGCUCCACUGCUGGGGUGAUGUCAUCUGUCUCUAGUUCAGUGUCACAGCAAAGCAUGAUGGGAGUCUCGUCCAGUUCAGUCCAACCAACGUCGUCAAUCACAGCAUCCCAAUCGGUGACCCCUACACCAAUUCUACCGACUACUUCACUGGUCUCAGCUUCACCCUUGGAGUCAUCAGGAAGUGCUGUCACCAGUUCUGCUGUACCAACAGCGUCACUGUCCUCAUCAUUGCUGUCGUCCACUGCAGUCUUGCCGUCAUUUCCGCAGAUCCCAAGUCUGCUACCAUCCACAGCUCUUGUGAUCUCUUCAGCAGGAGUGGUCAGCUCAGUAGCAAUCGUGCCAUCUUUGACACUGAUCCCAAGUAUGGUAGCACCAUCAUCCACAGCAGUGGUGGUCAGCUCAUCAGCAGUAGUGGUGGUCAGCUCAUCAGCAGUUGUUACAACACAAGUCCCAACCACUCAGGCACCAACAACACAGGCACCAACAACACAAGAACCAACAACACAACCUCCAACAACACAGGCACCAACAACACAACCUCCAACAACACAGGCUGCAACAACGCCAUCUCCAACAACCAGAGGCCCUGCAGCUACAACAUUCAACUAUGUCACAGCUAAUCUAUCUGUGGAACUGGUGUCAAACUGGGUCAUUACAGUCCUCGUUAUCCCAGACGCCAUUAUCAUCACAUCGGAGCAGUUCUACUUCACCAUGGAGAUUAAUCUGGCACGGGCCUUUGCUAGGGCAAGGCAGCGAAAGGCUGGGAUGGAUGUAGCACAGAACCCUAUCCUCAGGAGAAAACGAGCAGCAACAUUUGAAAAUGUCACUUGUCAGGUGAUAAAUGCCACACGAGACAACUCCACAGGCAGAAAUGACCGUGUUUGGCUGACAUACUAUGUGAUGUACGACGGUAAGGCAGUCCCUGCGUCUCAGGCCGUGGCAGACUUGGCACUGCUAGAUGAGCAGGAGCUGGCCCUGCAGCUGGGGUAUUUCGUCGCUCAAACUGAAGAAUAUGAGCCCGUUGCUGCCCCAUCUGAACCCCCGUACUGGAUCAUAGCGGCUGUGCUGGGGCCCUUGUUCAUCAUCAUCAUCAUCGUCAUCUGGCUGGUGUGCUGCUGUAAACGCACCAAGCGUACGGAGAUGGCGCCGGACACAGUCGGGGAGCUGCAAAAGAAGGGGACACCACGGGGUGUUGCCCCAGCUGAGAUGCAGAAGAAGGUGAUGACAGACACCCUCAUCCCUCCCGGCUCCUAUGUGGUGAAGGUACCAGAAGAGUCGCGUGAUGCCCCGCCCCUCCCCGCACGCCGCGGACGGCCCGCUCCUCAGCCCAGACGGUCUGCUAAGACUAAAGACAGACGACAGAAGUCCUCCAAGCGUAGAUCAAAAAGAAGAUCAACAGAAGAAUCCGAGGACAGUUCCUUCACAAGUGUGACAGAACAGAGCAGCAAGCCCAGGUCCAAGAGAGCUCCAGAGUCCAUGUUGGAAUCUGACACUGGGGAUGACUUCCCGUCAGACGCAGGCUCCAAGGCAGGGUUGUUUGAGCACGUGGCCAAACUCUCGGCCGUGAUUGAGCCGACGCCCCAGAAGCCGGCGUCGCGUGCCUUCCACUCCUCUGUCCACCCCAUCAAGUUCCCGCCUCUUCGCACGCCCCUCGUCACCGACAGGCUCAGGGAGUCCAUCAAGGAAAACCAACAGCUGUCCCAGUCCAUGCGACAGAAGGCAGACAUCGAACACUGGCGCAACAAACAGCUGCAGAGGGAACGGUCCCUGCGCAGGAAGCCGACCUCGCCGAGGGGAGGGUACGAACACACAGCAGUGGGGGAUACCAAGGACCAGCGCCGUGCUUACAGGAGGGCUCAGCAGCAGAUAGACUCAGUCCUGGAACCAAGCAGCCACAUACCUGCAGUACUGGAGCCACCCAGAAGGAGGAGGAUGAAGCGGCCCCACAAGAGGCAUGGCAGCCAUGACAUCCAGGGGGUGACCUCGCCACAUGACCCUGAGCUGGCCAUGCAGUUUGGGCAGCAGCCACAAGGGGUCUACAGGCCCAUGAACGGUGUCCCACCACUGGGGCCGCAGCCACUAAUGCCUGGUGAUUCAGAAGGGCGGUCAGUGGAGGACGAGUCCUACACUGAGAGUGACCCUGAGACCAUGCCGAUCAGUCAGGCACGUGAGCGGAUCCACCAGCUCCUGGACGAGGCCUUCUCGCUCAUCUCGCCCAGCGUUCCGCCUCGCAACACUGUGGCCCCCGCUCCCAACGUCACGACGGUGCAGCCUGUCCAGAGCACGCCACAGUACACACAGCCUGCUGGGAACGGGCAGGUUCCCAAUGGGAUGGGCGGAGUUCCCCCUGCUUACAUGACACCUCAGGCAGCCUACCCCCAGGACCUGCGCACCCCCCAGGGCCCUGUGCCGCCCCCCGCUCAUGGCCGAGCCUCCACCGCCGGCCCGCGGGCGCGCAGGAGAUUCAACGGGCAGUCAGCCUCCAGCUCUGACAGGGAGCCAGCGGGUGAGCAGCCCCUGUUCACCAGACAGCCCACUGUGGUGUUUAGUCCUGACCAGUACCAGCAGGCAGCAGCAGGGAGGGCGCCGGCACCCGACCCACGGGCACGAACCUCCCAGGCUGCCCCUGCCAGUGUAAACAUGGGCACCCCGCAGCAGCCCCUGUUUGUGACCCCCGUGCAGCAGAAGCCGGAUGGGUCAGGUGGUGUCCUGUGGAGUCUGUACAACGCUGAGGACGAGGUGGCCAAAAUGUCACAAUCCAGAGAACCGACACCCCUCUCCCCAGAUGAUAUUGGUCCAUUAGAGUUCAGGUUACGCAAUACGGCAAGUCUCCCUGGCGGCCUGGAUGCCUCCCCCCUCCUCUCCCGUCUCCAGUCCACCCCCAUGACCCGUACAUCCUCCCUCCCCAGUGUCACCCCUCCCCACCUCACCCCCUCCCAGACAACCACCUUCCCUGCACUCUCUCCAAUUGGCCAAUCAGGAUAUGGCAGUCCCUUCAUCGGCCAACCAGGAACCAGCCCUGGCAGCCAUCCAGGCAUGAGAACUCCUGGCCAAUCAGCAUUCACUCCGGUGAGAAGUUCACCAGGGUCUGACCAAUCAGGUGCAGGGUCCAACCCUCCCAGCCAAUUAGAUGACAGCAGGUUGAGACCGGGACAGGAUCCUGAUGCAGAUGAGGUUGACAUCAUGAGUGGCCUCCGUACAGGGGAUUCUGCACAACCACUCAUACAGGCCAUCAAGGAUGAACUAAAAAGACUUUCUGGGAAAACACCUGUAACAACUUUGUAACUCACAAGUUACAUUCAUAAAGAAGUGUUUAGUGCUGGCCACAAUGAUGAAAAGUUUUGUAGAAUUAAAAUUCAUGAAGUAUGUAAUGAUAACUAUAAUCUUGUAUUUUGUACAGAUUUAAAGGACGUAAAAUAUUUCAUUUUUCAGAUUGUAUUAUGUCACCACUGUUUGUGGUCUGUUUGAGAAAGUUUAAACAGUCUGUAACUUUUUGUGCUCAUCAUAUGAUAGCUCUGAGGUAGACAGAAUGACAGUGAGUAAAGGAUGUCAUUGAAUCUUUAUGUACUAUUAAGAAUUACAUCUUACAGGUAACUUGUAUGGUUUGAAUUAUAGACCAGUACUGUCAGCUUGUAACAUGAUUCUUUGCAUCCCUGUGAGUUUAUUUUAAUUAAACGUAUUUGUAAAUUAUCAUAGAAACCAUGCAUAAUUAUAUGUAUACCUCCAGAUUAUAUGACAAAAGAAUUAUUUUAAAACCUUGUGUUAAGGAGUAAUUUUGAAGUGGAUUCAGUGAAGAAAAAGACAAACUAUCAGUGUUGCCACACACUAUACUACUUUUAUGGUAUAUUAGAUACACGUCUGCACGUAAAGUUAACCAUUUUAACCUGAUACAGUUUGUAUUUGAAUGUAAAAUCUGACAUUGACAGUAUUGGAAUGCUUACAGUUGUAGUAGGAUGUCAUGCACUCAAGUGUUUUUUAAAGUGCCUGUUUGACAACUGUGAGACACCCUCAUAAUACUUAGUACCAGAAAUGUCAUAUGGCUGAUGGAAUUACAUAUGUAUGUUCAGUUGCGCCUGUUGUCAAACUCUCAUAUAUUUAUGGUAUCUAUUAUAUUAGACAAGACUUCUCCUCUCUAGUGCCUCUGAUUAGCACUAUGUGGUACUUAAUGUAGCGUUAUAUGCUACCAGUGGACCAAGUGAUGUGUGUUGUAUGAGUAUGUGUAUGCUUGCUAUCUGUAGAAUGCCUUGCUUGCUGCUUUUACAAGUGAGAUAGUGAUAUAUCCAUAUUGUUCCAUCAGGAAUAUUUUCUGGUUCAAGUUCCAAGAUUUAAAAGAUUAGUUUGAUGUACAUGACUUUAAAAAAUGUAGUGAUAGUAUGUCAGUUUGCUGUAAAAAUGUCAAUGCUGUUAAUGAAAGAAUCUGUCAGAAGAGUUGUUGAUAAUCAGUUUUUGAAAGAUGGAAAUAUUUUUGUAAACUUUGUGGCAUUGUACUUCCCAUAUAUGACAUGUAAAUGAGCUUGUCAGGCGAUUAAAUCGUGCUAUUCAUUAA
This is a messenger RNA of Branchiostoma belcheri (Belcher's lancelet), 8321 nucleotides long. RefSeq lists its product as uncharacterized. The record is from RefSeq and is a predicted model, not a curated record. The transcript is spliced from 17 exons. The coding region runs from base 377 to 7060 and encodes 2227 amino acids. NCBI's taxonomy places the organism in Eukaryota, Metazoa, Chordata, Leptocardii, Amphioxiformes, Branchiostomatidae.